GCUUUUUGUUUUCCAUAUUACGCCCUUAUCCACUAUUGGAGAAGAGGAAGAAAAUUAUCCGGUGCGAUGAGAUACGGUACACCCGCUCAGAAGUAAAAGAUCGUAUCCGUCAAAUAUUAAAUCCAACGGCUAAUAACAUCUAAAAGUCGUGGUUGUUGACUAUUUUAAAACCGCACUGUUUCAAGUUGAAACUCUCAAGUAGAGAAUUUGAAACAAGGAUUCGCAAGUCACUAUCCGAUACGAUAUUAAUAAUAUACCGUUGCUUCAUUUUUUGUUUCUCCUUUCUCCAUUCGCAAGUCACAAUCGUAACCGCCGUCUAAUCCGUUCGAAAUCAUUUUUCUGAUAAGGUGAUCACAAUGAUUGGAUCGUUUCUGACAAGAGGACUUUUAAUGGUGUUUGGAUACGCAUAUCCUGCUUAUGAGUGUUUCAAAACGGUCGAACUCAACAAGCCUGAGAUUCAACAGCUUCAGUUCUGGUGUCAGUAUUGGAUUAUUGUAGCUGCUUUGACGAUUAUCGAAAGAAUUGGUGAUGCUCUUGUUUCUUGGCUACCAAUGUAUAGCGAGGCGAAGUUGGCAUUCUUCAUUUAUCUCUGGUUCCCAAAGACUAAAGGAACUACAUACGUUUACGAUUCUUUCUUCAGGCCAUAUAUAGCAAAGCAUGAAAAUGAAAUUGACCGCAACUUGAUGAAGGUAAGGACUAGAGCUAGGGAUAUGGCAAUGAUAUAUCUUCAAAAAGCAAUCAACCAAGGACAGACCAAAUUCUUUGAGAUCUUGCAGUAUAUUACAGAACACUCAACACCAAAAUCUAAGUCUGAGGAAAAGAAAGAGACAACUCCACCUAAACUUGUUGAUCCAAUUCUUAAAGUGAAAGAAAAUGAAGUCACUAAAAUGAGAUAGAAUCAUUCGAGAGGAAAACAUUAAGACAGGGAAACUAUUGGGGAAAACACACUGUACUAACUACUAACUAACUAUAUGCAUUAUCAUGUAGCCCUCAAAUGUAAAUUGUUUCGGAGAAAAAAUAUAAAAUGUAAAUUUUACCAAAAAAAUGUACAUUUUAAUCCAUUGAAGUUGUUUGGUAGGAA
Molecule: messenger RNA, 1081 nt
Organism: Arabidopsis lyrata subsp. lyrata
Lineage: Eukaryota; Viridiplantae; Streptophyta; Magnoliopsida; Brassicales; Brassicaceae
Product: putative HVA22-like protein g
Exons: 7
Coding region: 357-896 (179 amino acids)
Source: RefSeq, a predicted model, not a curated record